Oryzias latipes (Japanese medaka) is the source of this 1887-nucleotide messenger RNA. RefSeq lists its product as uncharacterized. The record is from RefSeq and is a predicted model, not a curated record. Lineage: Eukaryota; Metazoa; Chordata; Actinopteri; Beloniformes; Adrianichthyidae.
CCAUAAUACUAGGAAAAUGUGUUUAUGUGCGCGACCAGUUUCUACUGGGAAAAAAAAAACAAUACAAAAUGAAUUUGACUUGGAAUCCCUUUGUUCAAUUUUACAAAAACAAAUACCUGCUCUUCAACAGAACAAAGUGUGAAUGCAGUGUUAAAUCUACACAAGGCCUGUCAACUAAGCCACAGUUUAAAGGUGCAGGCAGUUUUCAAUCAGUGUUCCAGCUUGUACAGCUUUGCGUAAUUUACUUCUGUGGAUGUGAUUGGUCAUUGAGCUCCUUUGGUUUCACUCUUAAAUGGCAUUUUUGGAAGCACAAGGAAUGGGUCAGCUGAUGGGCAAAAUGGCUUUGUGGGGGUUUGCAAGCCAGUUGUUCCUCUUUGCACUUUUGGGUUGGAAUGCUCAUUCCUCUCCUAUUAAAGAUUUGAGCCAACAGGAUCAUCUUGAGGGGAAUUACAAAAUGUGGCUGAGUUCUGACCAUCAAAAUGAUAAGCCUUCAGACUCUGAUUCUGGGAUUACCUCACAACCUGGUUCUGUGUCAUGGGUGGUUACCAGACCUUCACGAAAAGCUUGGUCUGGUUUCCCCUCCAGUCCCAGUGGUGCUGUCCCUUGGAUGGGUGAAACUCCAAAAGGGAAAUCGCUGGGUACCCGUUCAAAUCCUGAAGCUUCUGCUGACUCAAUGCCUGUGGAACUUCAAAAACUACCAGGUCCCUCUGUGAAUCCUGAAGGUCCUGCUGUCUCGUGGCUUGUGGAAUACCCAAAAUUGCUGAGCCCCUCUUCAAAUCCUGAAGAUCCUGCUGUGUCAUGGCUUGUGGAACCAUCAAAACUGCCUGGUCUCUCUUCAAAUCCUGAAGGCCCAGCUGUGUCGUGGGCAGUUGUGAAUCCCCCAAAACUACCACCUCCCCCAUUUAAGCCAAGUGUUUCUAUGCACCCAUGGCAAGUGAAGACUCCCACAAAGAAACAGAAUUCCUUGCUUAAUCCAGAGGGUCUUCCACUGUCAUGGGUUGCCCCAAAAUAUCCUGGCCACUCUAAUUCUAAAGGUUCAUCAUGGGUUGUAAAGCCCCCUAAGUCUGGUACCCCUUCUAGUACUGACUAUCCUUCAUUCUCAUUGGAUGUAAAUACUCCAAAGGUGCCUGAACCUGCAACUAAUCCAGAAGGUUUUGGCAUGUCCUGGCUGGAUUCUCUAGCAAGGAAAACAAGCUUUCCAAUGCCUUCUGAAAGUACUGCCCCAUGGGGACCAUCAGAAAUUACGGAUCCCUCACCCUCUGGACCUGAGGACAUCGGAACAGCACCUACUGAUGAAUCCUUGGCCGACCCUCAGCUUGGCCAUGAAGUUGAUUUUUCAUUUGAGUCGAAGAUUCCGCAAAUGGAAGGAGGCUUGGAUCAUAGCGACUCGGAGGUGGAGACAGAGGGGGAAGAUCCUGUUUUGCCUUAUGCACCAAUGUUCCAGGGAGGUACCUUAAGGAACUCUGAGGCUGUCUACGAACAAGGGAACUCUGAGAAGAUGACAGAUUAUAUUGACUCGCCAUCCCCUUAUGCUUCAACUAGUAUGCAAAGUUCAUUUUCACCCUACAUCAAGCAAAGAAUACCACACCUGUUCUACCUCUUUGUGACUGGCCAGCUUCCUCACGGUACGGUGUCUCACAUGCAGUCAGAAUAUGAGGUUGGCAGAGACCGUACAACUCAAGUUGGCUACGAGCAGUAUGUCAUCCCUGGUAACUCUAAGUCUUCAACUCUGUUCCCCCCAGAGCAACAACUACUCCAAGAGUUUCAAAGCUGAAAAGGACUGGACUAAAUUUUCAACUAACUUGAAAGGAUGAGAGUGAAGGCAGUUCUGCAGUUUACUGUUUGACUUCAAGUUGGUUGAAUUCUUUAAUAAAAUGUUAAAUCAAA